Molecule: messenger RNA, 1118 nt
Organism: Salvelinus sp. IW2-2015
Lineage: Eukaryota; Metazoa; Chordata; Actinopteri; Salmoniformes; Salmonidae
Gene: dctpp1
Product: dCTP pyrophosphatase 1
Biological process (GO): dCTP catabolic process; DNA protection
Cellular component (GO): cytosol
Molecular function (GO): dCTP diphosphatase activity
Source: RefSeq, a predicted model, not a curated record
UUUAACAGCGAAUUAAGUGUUGAUCCGYGCAAUAGUUUGGUGUAAAAUUGACAUGGCAAUGAACGGCGAUGGAGUGCAUGGACUGAACGGAGAGACGGUGGCCCCAUCUGAAGCUAAACACACCAAYGGCACUCCUAGCAAGUCAAACAUAGCCUGUGAAAACGGCGAGGCAGAAAUCCACGCUGCUAAGCAAAAUGGAACUAAGAGAAGAACCCCAACUGAUACGUUCUCUUUCACUGCCGAACCUACCAUCGAUGACAUACGACGGAUGCAAGCGGAAUUUACUGACGAGCGAGACUGGAACCAGUUCCACCAACCCCGCAACCUCCUGCUAGCUAUGGUCGGAGAAGUGGGCGAGGUAUCUGAGCUGUUCCAGUGGCGUGGCGAGGUGACCGAAGGACUUCCCGGCUGGACCGACUCCGAGCGCGAGCACCUGGCACAUGAACUCAGCGACGUCCUCAUCUACCUAGUUGARCUGGCCGAGAAAUGUCAUAUCGAUUUACCCCAAGCAGUGCUGCGCAAAAUGGCCCUAAAUAGGCUGAAGUACCCUGCCAGCAAGGUGCAUGGCUCGUCUAAGAAGUACACUGAAUACAAGGACUGAGCGAUUGCAUGCUGUAAUGCCCAAUUGGCGUAAUGAACACACCCCUGCAUUUACAAAUUAGACAAGAACUGAAAAAUACUGUUCAACUUCAGUUAAUGGCAAUGGAGAAUGUUUAUACAAUCUUUUAUUUAGGGCACUACUGUAUCUCAUUAGUUGGUCAAACUGCCAUUAGCUGCUUUUAGUUUUAUAAAGUGCGUUUUAAUUCCAGUGUUUUUCUUUAACUAUAUGGUUAUUCAUCUUUGGACUUCCCUCUGAUGGUUUGUCAUUUUAACUGUUCCCCAAAGUCAAAUGUAUAGGCCCUUGUAAGAAGUAUAUUUUAUUUUUCAUAGUAUGAGUAAUGUUAGGGUUGCGUGUCAAAAAACCUUAUAAAAACCCCACAGUAACUACAUUUAAAUCUCUUAAAUCCAUAUUGUUGUCAAUGAUCGAUGGAAGCUAUGUUCUUUUGUUGCUUUAAAUUUAAUGCAUGUGUGCGACUGAUAGAAUCUUCCGCCCAAAAGUAAAAGUGCCUUCAACUAUA